Neurospora tetraspora is the source of this 1339-nucleotide messenger RNA. RefSeq names its product cwf21-domain-containing protein. NCBI's taxonomy places the organism in Eukaryota, Fungi, Ascomycota, Sordariomycetes, Sordariales, Sordariaceae. The coding region runs from base 195 to 1205 and encodes 336 amino acids. The record is from RefSeq and is a predicted model, not a curated record. The transcript is spliced from 2 exons. Gene Ontology annotation, cellular component: nucleus.
UAUGACUCCACAUUCCAGGCUAGAUCCGCAAUUCUGCCGGCGCAUUCCAACCUCAACUCCAGCUGUGAACUGUCAAACCUUCACCGCCUUCAGUUAGCGUUACCUCAAUUGAUCACCGCCCAGGACUGGCCAACUGCUUUCUUCCCUUUGCAUCAUCAUCAACAAAAACAUCAUAUCCCCGAAACUGACCAACAAUGUCCGAUAACGUCGGUCUUUCCACACCGCGUGGUAGCGGUACCUCCGGCUAUGUCCAGCGUAACCUCGCCCACUUCCGUCCGCGCGACAACUUCCAGUCCUACCCGCCCAAGGACUUUGACAGCCUAAAACACCAACCGCGCCAGCCAGACAAGGGCCUCCUCGAGCACGAUCGCAAGCGCGAAGUUGAAGUGAAGGUAUUCGAAUUGCGCGACAAGUUGGAAGAAGAGGGCGUCGAAGAAGAUGAGAUCGAAACCCGCUGCGACGAACUCCGCCAGAAACUCCUCGCCGAAAUGGAGCGCAACCAAAACAGCCGCGGCGCGCCCACCGGUCCUCGCAAGAACUUGAAGAUGCACCAGGUCCACGAACUAGCCGACGCCAAGAUCAAGGAGAGCGAGCGGUUGCGCCAGGCGCUGAAGAUUAGCCGGGACUACCAAGAGGGAAGCCACUGGAAAAAGCAGGAGGAGAGGCUGAAGGGCGCGCUUGAGCGGGAAGCAAAUGGUGGCAGCAGCAGCAUGCCGCCCCCGCCUGCACCAACUGGGCCGUCUGGUGGCAAUGACCGUGGUGGUGAUCGUGACCGUGACCGUGGCCGUGGCCGUGGUCAUGGUCGCAGGGAUAGGGAUGAGGGUCGUCUUAAUUCUAGGGAGCGCCGCGCUCCUCCCAGGGACUGGGAUAGGCCGCCAACUCCGAGAGGAAGGGGUGGAAGAGGUGGAAGAGGAGGGAGGGAGAGGGAGGUUGACAGCUAUCGGGGCGCCGCUGGUAGGGACAGGAGCAGGAGCCGAAGUCCCGUCCGGGAGAGGAGUCGCACCAGGAGCCCAGUGAGGGAGAGGAGCCUGAGCAGGAGCAGAAGCCGCAGCAGGAGCUACAGUCGGAGUCGGAGCCCGCCCCGUAGAAGGGCUGUGGACAGCCAGGGUCGCAGCCCGAGCCGGAGCAGGAGCAGGAGUUACAGCCGGUCUCCAGAUAGGGACCGGUAUCGGGAGAAGUACAGGGAUCGCGAUGACCGCGAUUAGUUUCACGACUGGAAACCGACUCGAAUGAGCUGGGCCAUCUACAAUCAAGCGCGAACAAAAAUGGCAAUGGCUCCAAUCAGUGUUCUACUAAGAAAGCGUUUCGGAGCUUACGAUAAAGGUGUCAACAAUAGGAG